Pseudo-nitzschia multistriata is the source of this 2263-nucleotide messenger RNA. Lineage: Eukaryota; Bacillariophyta; Bacillariophyceae; Bacillariales; Bacillariaceae. The record is from the annotation of a GenBank genome assembly.
UGACAGAACAAARGAGAACCGAGCAAACAGAACUGCUUCGACCUAUUACUGUAAAAUCAACCACCAAAAAACAACCGAGAAAGGAAGCAAUCUUCGAGAGAAUAAUUGCAUAUCCUGAUGGAAGAAGUGCAACAGCUGGCAGAGCUAGAAGAAACRAAAGAAUCACGGAAAAUUGUGUCACGCUUUUGGAACAAUGGGAACAGUGACGACGACGGCGGCGGCGGCGGCGGUGAAAGCGAUGGCAAUGAAAGUACCACUGCCUGUGAUGGGAGCAGUGAAGAUUUUUCUUUUGGAGAAGAAGACAUAAAUAAGAGCUUUCAUCGUGUUGAACAAAAUCAGGAUGGAAGUGAAGACUCUGGCGGAGACGAAGAAAUGAGGCGUAGUCAAGAUCCCGAUUACGCCUGGGAACAAAUCAGGRACGAGCAGAUCUUUCUCGAGCCACCCACCAAAUGGAUACCAUCGCAGAAUGCAUCUACUAGCACCAGUGAUAUCAGAGUCAGACAAGCUAUCGUGGAAGACUUGAARCAGAAGGARCAAGAUUCGUUUGUUCGCUUUGUCUUUGUCAGCGACACGCACGCAAACCACCGGGAUCUAGCCCAUCUUCCGAGGGGAGAUGUACUGGUGCACGCAGGGGACUUUUCCAAGACGGGAGAGACGGGAUCGAUUGAAGACCUCGCACUCURCUUUCAYGAAAACAAACAACAAAACGAGAACCACCAAACGUCUAUGAUUCAGGAAAUUAUUUGCGUUGCCGGAAACCAUGAUCUGACCCUGGACCAGGACUAUUACCACCGGAACUGGUCAAAAUUCCAUCGGAAAGCCUUUGACACGACCGUCGCCGAGAAAGCCAUUCGGAGGCAUUCGAUCUAUCUUCGGGAUGAGGGCUGYGACGUGGUCGUGAAGCAGAAGGAGGAAGAGGAUGGAACGGCCCCCAUCCAUAUAUGGGGCUCUCCGUACUCUCCAGAAUUCUUCGAUUGGGCCUUCAACAAAGAUCGCGGACCGUCCAUCCGGAAAAUAUGGGACCAGAUUCCAUCCCCGCAUCAUCCAUCCACUUCGACUGUUACCCCCUGCACGGUUAGUUUUGACGACAACGGCGGCAUCGGUGGCGAACACGAUAGCGCAGUGGGCCAUGAGAGCGAACCCGCAAGCAGUUCAGAUUCUAUGCAACAGCAAAGACAGCACCAAGCACAACCAAUAUCAAAACAGGUCGAUGUGCUGAUUACGCAUGGUCCACCGCUCGGAAGGGGCGACCUCGUGUUUUUGGACGAAACAGAAUCCAAGACAAMGAGAGCCGGCUGUUACGAUCUGCUCAGGGUCGUCCAGGGCCGAGUCAAGCCCAGGGUCCACGUCUUUGGGCACAUCCACGAGGGGUACGGAGUAACGUUUGAUGGAACGACAAUGUACAUCAACGCAAGCAGCACUUCUCAAGACUAUGAGGUCAUCAACCCACCGAUUGUGGUCGAUGUGCGAGUACCUGACGCCAUUACAAAAGGCAAGAGUAUGAAUUAUGAACGCAAUAGUAAAUGUGCUUCUAUUUCUCAAAGCAACAACAAGCCACCGAGCGCUUGGGUGGUUCGGCCCAAAUCGCUUUUUCGCAACGGAAAGACGAAUAUUUGCUCUGUUGAGCAACUUAUCGACUGGUGCCUUUGCAACCAGCACGAAUUCAUUGCCAAUGAACUCCGAAGUAAGUUUGUCACCGUGAAGAUCGAUAAUAGUACGAACGAAGAAAUGAGCAGCAGCAGCAGCAGCAGCAUUUGCAGGAGCAAUACAUGCAACUACGAUGAUACCCUCCAGUCAAGACGAAAGCGAUUGGACUGCUUGAUUGCUAGUAAUGGACGAGGCAGCAAUGCAGGACAUGAAGAUGCUAUCAGCAUAACAGCCGAACAAGUGUUCGAGUUAUUGGCYGGUGUCUUGGGAUAUCACUUUGGUUUCCGGGGCAUACGAGAUGCACGCCGAAAGCUGGCAARAAUGGUACUUCACUUGUAUGCAGAAUCCUUUGAGAGCGAAAGGUGAACGCAAACGUACAUGAUAUAUUUUAGACAGGAGUCAAUCCCCAUUCAAAAGUAACUUGAUUCUUGCKAGGGUUAAUCACGAGURGCUAACGAGUUGAAGCACGAGUGAACCUCUAUCUCUCUUUACAACGCAUAACAUAACACUUGAGUGUUCUGUCCUGAUACAAGUUGUAACAGAAGUCGUUUACGAAUCAAAGUACAUUGUAAUAAGUCCAGUACUAGGUAACUCAGAGUAAAAUAACAGCUAAAAU